GUCAAAGUUGUAGGUUAUGUUUCCAAAUUGUAAUUGUAAUGUAAUAAAAUUUUACUAAAUAUGGGAAGAAAGUGUUUAGUUUUUAUUUCUAUGUUGUAUUUAGGUAUGUCAUUUAUGCUUUUAGAAUCAGACUGUACCCAUAUUAAAGGCACUUGGAACACUAAGGACUUCUUCAAAUUUCUAGUUAAAUUUGGUGUACAAAAGACAGAUCUUCGAUUCAAAAAAGACACUCUAGGAUACAUUUUUGGAAAUAUCACCCUAAAAAGUGAUUUUAAGUUUAAUGCCACCUUAGCUGUGCUAGAUAGAGCGUUUUUUCUUGAUUACUAUGGAAAUAGGACAAUUGUAGAUAAGGAAUUGGCAUGUCAACAAAUGUUUAGUAAAAUCAAGGAGGUUGCUUAUGAUUCUGUAUGCUUGACUGAAGGAGAAGAUUUCUUGAGAAAGGUACCUUGCCUAGAUGGAAAAUUAUGCUAUGAUGAAGAUGCCCCCUGGGAUGUUAUAAAAGGUUCUCAAUUCACAUUUCAAGUAGAAGACCUCAAAGAACCACGGUUUUGGUAUGUAAGUUUAGUUGCUUGCUACCGCAAUACAUCCGGAGGUUGUGGUUUCCAUCAUAUACCAGACGAUGCUGAACUUGAAUAUGACAUUUGGCUGGUGAAUGGAAACCCUAACACAACUAGCUACAAUCCACUAGUCUACCAGUUCUCAUUUGAUCGCCAAAACACACUUCUUCUCUAUCUUCUCUUCUUCAUCGCCUACUUGGUUUUGGUUCCUCUUCAAGUUUUCGCUGUUACUCGGCAGCGACAUCCAGUCACUAGGCUAUUCACAGCGAGUCUUCUUCUGGAGUUUGUUGGAGUUAUGUUCAACGUCAUCGAUGUGGUAAAGUACUCAAUGGAUGGAGUUGGAACGCCAAGCCUAGCCACGGCAGGAGAUAUUUUGGAUAUUCUUUCAAGGACAACAUUUAUGCUCCUGCUGCUACUGUUAGCCAAGGGCUGGGCUGUUACCAGGAUGGAGUUGACGUGGAAACCAGUUGUGUUCAGCAUAUGGGUGUUGUAUGGAGUGGUACAUAUUUUGCUCUACGUCUGGAAUAGGACGGAAGUAGACAUCGUAGAGGAGAUAGAUGAGUACCAGACAUGGCCAGGAUGGCUGAUCCUUGUGUUAAGGUGUGUCAUCAUUGUGUGGUUCCUUUUUGAACUGCGCAACACGAUGUUGUAUGAACACAAUGACAGCAAACUCCACUUCUUCCUUCACUUUGGUGCUUCAGCGCUUGUCUGGUACAUUUACCUACCUGUUGUUGCUCUGAUAGCACUUCAAGUGCCACCCUUCUGGCGCUUCAAGCUGCUGCUAGGGAUCACAUACUCUGCCGAUUGUCUGGCGUAUUGUAUCAUGACUCAUCUGCUCUGGCCAACAAGAACAGAGCAGUAUUUCCUGCUUGCUCAUUCGCUCGACCCUAGCGAUGAGUUGGACGAGUUCAAUGAAGCACCACAUGUGCUAAAUUCGGGCUACACGAGUUUGCGAAACUCCAUCAACUCGGGUAGUGCCCAGGAUCUGACCUUUACCACCAUACAGAGUGCAGGCAGCACAUCAGACUUGGCUUCACUGGAGUACUCCAAGAUGGUCAUGUGAUCCAACCAACUCCGGGAUAACCCCGGAGAUAAUUUUAUCCGCACCAGCAGAGUUUAGCCGAUGGACUAAGCCUCAGCCUGUGAUCAAUCCUAUACCUGCAGACUAAGGUGCCUUCUUCUUUCUUUUAUACAUCAGUACGUUGGUUGUAUAAUGGGUCAUGUGCAUUUAGUUUAACAUAAGUAUGUUUAUUUAUACUCAAUUCAAUUUUGUUGAUUUUAGUUACAGUAAUUAAUUGUAAAUACUAAAUAUUCAUCUUUGAUUUAAGAUGAUUUAAUGAUAGUUUUAAUGGGGUUUUAUAAGAUAAUUUGUAUAUUAUGUUGAAUUUAAACAUUUUUAAUUUUAUUCAUGGUAAAGUUAUUGUCCUUACUUUGUUAAAGCAUUUUAUAAGUUAAAAAUUAAUUCAAUGGCAAAAUAUUUCCCAAGAAUAAUUAAGUUGAGAUCAUGGUGAACUAUAACAGAUAAGGUGUCAUAAUGAAAUCAAAAUCUAAGAGCUAAGCAGUAAUGGAUUACCAUAGAUAUUUUCUUGGGUGAAUUAUAAGUAGGGAUGUCCCAAUUCCUAUCCUCGAUUCCUCAAAAGCAUUUGUUGAGUCUCGACAUGUAGUGUUCGAGGUUUGGAGCCGAUCCCUGCAUGUUUUUAACCGGAUUGUAAGAUUAUUCUUCUCUUACCAUUGCAUUGAAGUUAUAAAAAUGUUUAGUUAAAAUUUAAUACAGUAUUGGAUUUUAAAAUCUUGAAUUUUUUUUUACUCACCACUGAUUGUACGCCUUAAACCAGACAUAUACACAAGAAACAGGUUACAUUAUAUUAGUUUACAAUUUCUUCCAAAAACAAUUCAUUCAUUAAAAUUAGACAUGA
Messenger RNA from Macrosteles quadrilineatus (aster leafhopper), 2473 nucleotides. Its product is annotated as integral membrane protein GPR180. Lineage: Eukaryota; Metazoa; Arthropoda; Insecta; Hemiptera; Cicadellidae. The coding region runs from base 61 to 1620 and encodes 519 amino acids. The record is from RefSeq and is a predicted model, not a curated record. Gene Ontology annotation, biological process: response to pheromone; G protein-coupled receptor signaling pathway. The transcript has 8 exons.